Cynoglossus semilaevis (tongue sole) is the source of this 686-nucleotide messenger RNA. RefSeq names its product Fanconi anemia group D2 protein-like. Lineage: Eukaryota; Metazoa; Chordata; Actinopteri; Pleuronectiformes; Cynoglossidae. Gene Ontology annotation, biological process: mitotic intra-S DNA damage checkpoint signaling; interstrand cross-link repair; double-strand break repair involved in meiotic recombination. Bases 98 to 652 code for a protein of 184 amino acids. Gene Ontology annotation, cellular component: nucleus; condensed chromosome. The transcript is spliced from 7 exons. The record is from RefSeq and is a predicted model, not a curated record. Gene Ontology annotation, molecular function: DNA polymerase binding.
ACUGUGUUUUUAUGGUGACUUUUCUGUGGCUGUGCUGUGUUUGUAGACACAGAGUGAGAAGCUGCUGACCUGGAGUCUGGCUGUCAGAGACUUCCACAUGCUGGUCAACCUGGUAAAGGUGUUUGACUCCCGGCCUGUGCUGAACGUGUGUUUGAAGUAUGGACGCUUCUUCUUGGAGUCAUUUCUAAAAUUGGGAAUGCCGCUACUGGACUACAGUUUCAAGAAACACAAGGAGGAUGUCCAGAACCUACUGAAGACCAUCCAGCUCAGCACCAGGCAGCUCCAUCACAUGUGUGGACACUCGAAGAUUAAACAAGACACAAGUCUGACCAAUCACGUGCCGGCCUUGAAGAAGAGCCUGGAGCUGUUUGUGUACAGAGUAAAGGCCACGCUCACACUGAAUAACUGCCAGGAGGCCUUUUGGAUCGGAAACCUGAAAAACCGCAACCUGAAGGGUGAAGUGAUUCUGUCUCAGAGGUCAGAAGACAGUGACGGUGAUGGUGACGGUGACGAUACUGAAGGUCAGGGAGAACAACAAUCACUGCUGCAACAGGCGGAGUCAGAGGAUGAGGCCCAGAACAGUGACUCCGGGGGCGGCGAGGAGAGCAAGGAAAAUGCAGACAUCGUUGACAUCACAGACGACUCUGAAUAAUUUAUACCUGUAAAUAACGGUUCACAAGUGGAUU